AUGCACGAGCCCGACCCAUUUAUAAUAUAGAUCUUCCAAAACCUCCCAAGUUCUGUUCUUUCGCCUUUAUUCUCUUCGCUUUCUUCCAUUUCGAUUCACCUCAUCUCCACGCUUCAACAAGCAUCAUCUCUCAAAACAUUGCUCUAACCUAGGUUUGAAUUGGGAACAAUGGCUGGGAAGGUGGCGAAGGCAGCUUACGAUGCGAAGAUGGGGAAGCUUCUUCGAGAGUACACACAAGUUUUGGUUGUUUCGGCAGACAAUGUUGGGUCGAACCAGCUUCAGGGUAUAAGGAGGGCACUGCAUGAAGAUUCAGUGGUAGUGAUGGGGAAGAACUCGUUGAUGAAACGCUCUAUUAUCCAGGAAGCGGAGAAAACUGGAAACAACAAUGCUUUCCUUAAUCUUGUUCCUCUCCUUGUGGGGAAUGUUGCGUUGAUUUUUACAAAAGGUGACUUGAGGGAUGUUAGCGAAAAGAUUGCCAAGCUCAAAGUCGUUAAUCCUAUUCUCAUGUGCCCUAAGUACAGGUCAUAUGACUCAUACAAAACUUGUUCUUAUAUGCAAUCCGGACAGUUGCCAUUGGGACUCACAUGUUGUAACCAACAAUGUUCAGAAGCUUCCGAGCCUUUUCUUGUAAGCUCAAAAUUCUCGCCUCCCCAGCAUUGUUACUUGAUGAGAUCGAGACAGUUCUUGUUGACAAGUAUAUGGUCUCCUUUUCUCCUUUUGGCUGGUAAUUUGUGAUGCUGAUAGAGGAUUUUGAUUUUGAUCCCAUGAUUUUUAAUUUCAUUAAGGGAUACCUUUCAUGGGAUUGAUCUUUUCCCCUGGCUCUCUUUCCUGUCAAACAUUUUAUAGUUCAAUUCUUCUUUUGUAGGAAAUGAUGGAGAAUGGAAAUGAUGUUAUUUAAGAAUUCUAUUAUUAGGACUUCUAGUUUACUCAGAAAUGGUAUCCUAUGUUUUAAUAAUGUUCUAAUUUGAUCUGUAUGCUAUGCCACUUGAAAUCUGUUUAUGAUUUUGGUUUUGAUAAAAGAAAUUUUAAGUUACAAUUUUUUAA
Trifolium pratense (red clover) is the source of this 1044-nucleotide messenger RNA. Its product is annotated as 60S acidic ribosomal protein P0-like. Gene Ontology annotation, cellular component: cytosolic large ribosomal subunit. NCBI's taxonomy places the organism in Eukaryota, Viridiplantae, Streptophyta, Magnoliopsida, Fabales, Fabaceae. The coding region runs from base 169 to 735 and encodes 188 amino acids. The transcript is spliced from 2 exons. The record is from RefSeq and is a predicted model, not a curated record. Gene Ontology annotation, biological process: cytoplasmic translation; ribosomal large subunit assembly. Gene Ontology annotation, molecular function: large ribosomal subunit rRNA binding; structural constituent of ribosome.